CGAAUCCUCAGUGUGACUCGAACUAUCAGAGGGGGAGGGUAUAUGCCGCCUGAGCUCCGUGUAGGCGUGGUUGUCCUGAACGCAAAUGUCAGUGUAUUAGUGGGCGUGCGGGUGUGCGGGCGUGCCAGUGGAGUGACCUCGUGACCUUGUGACCUCGGCAAGUGGGAGAGGCGCCCUUACCCUCCCCCCCUCUGGUUAAACUGUGAAGAGUGAAUUUGGCGGGUUUUAAAUUUCACUCCCUUUAAAUUAUUUUUUUUUCGUGGCGUUUUAAAUUCGCUGUUUUUGUUUAUUUGUUUGUUGUUUUUAUAUUAUUGUGGUGGAAAAAAAAUUGGAGACAUUGUGGUGAGAAAGUGGAGUUUAGUGGAAGAAAAGUGGAAAAAUGUGGAUGAAAUAGUGGAUCUGAGAAAUUUGGUGGAUAUUUAAACGCCAAAUUAACACACACACACACACACACACACACACACACACACACAUAUGUAGAUCUAACUGUGUGCGUACAUAUGUGUGUGUGUGUACGUGAGUCCUUACACAUACACGACGAACGCACAGUGAAAAUUGCGUGCGUUCGUGUGUGUGUGCGUGUGUGUACGUAAUAGUGUGCGUGCGUGCGUGCGUGCGUGAAGGCUGUAGUGCCACAGAGGACCACCUUCUGCUGCCACCAUCUCUUUACCACCACCACCACCACCGCUACAACCACCAGCACAAUGACCACGCUAAAUUCGCUCUUCUCCUUCACGUCCCCUGCUGUGAAGAAGCUUUUGGGGUGGAAACAAGGCGACGAGGAGGAGAAAUGGGCCGAGAAAGCGGUCGAUUCCCUUGUAAAGAAGCUGAAGAAGAAGAAAGGCGCUAUUGAGGAGCUGGAGAGAGCCCUGAAGUGCCCGGGACAGGAGACCAAGUGCGUUACUAUACCACGGAGUCUGGAUGGAAGGCUGCAGGUGUCACAUCGCAAGGGGCUGCCACACGUGAUAUACUGUCGUGUGUGGCGGUGGCCUGACCUACAGAGCCACCAUGAACUGAAGCCAUUAGAACACUGCAAGUUUCCAUUCUCCGCCAAACAAAAGGAAGUUUGCAUCAACCCCUACCAUUACAAGAGAGUGGAGAGCCCAGUGCUGCCUCCCGUCCUGGUCCCAAGGCACUCGGAGUUUGCCCCUGGCCACUCGUUGCUUACCUUCCAGCAGCAGCAACUUCAAGAACCUAUGCCUGGGAACGUGUCCUUCUCGCAAGAUGGUUUUGUACACUCCACUCUGUCAGCCCCCUCUCACUCUCAGAUGGGGGGUGGGGGCAGUGUUGGAGCUCUCAAUCAGCCCCCUAGUCCUGUUGGAAGUGUCGUUAGCCCUACAAGUCAUAGUCCCCACAGCCCCUAUGGAAGUUUGACGGGUGGGAGCAAUCUGACAGGCCUGACGCAGCCGCCCUCCCCUGUGGUCAGCCCCUCCAUUCACAGCCCCCACAGCCCCUAUGGAAGCAUCCCAGACACUCCCCCGCCAGCAUACAGCCCCAGCGAGGACAUCAAGCAGACCCAGCCAGCAGACACGCCCAUGGAAACAGUCCCUUCCACAGCUGGCGUUCUUAGCAGCAAUGUUACGCCUGUCACUUAUCAGGAGCCGAGCCACUGGUCCACCAUUGCCUACUAUGAGCUGAACAAUCGUGUGGGUGAAGUAUUCCAUGCACAGACACACUCGGUCAUUGUGGACGGCUUCACUGACCCCAGCAACAACUCGGAGCGCUUCUGUCUCGGCCUGCUCUCCAAUGUCAACAGGAACUCCACCAUUGAGAACACCAGGAGGCACAUUGGCAAGGGCGUUCACCUUUACUACGUGGGCGGCGAGGUGUAUGCGGAAUGCCUCUCGGACUCGGCAAUCUUCGUGCAGUCUCGCAAUUGUAACCACCACCACGGCUUUCACCCCUCUACUGUGUGCAAGAUCCCCCCAGGCUGCUCCCUCAAGAUCUUCAACAACCAGGAGUUUGCCCAGCUGCUGACCCAGAGUGUGAACCACGGCUAUGAGGCUGUCUUUGACCUCACCAAAAUGUGUACUAUAAGGAUGUCAUUUGUGAAGGGAUGGGGGGCUGAGUACCACCGCCAGGACGUCACUAGUACCCCAAGCUGGAUAGAAAUACACCUCCACGGACCGCUGCAGUGGCUCGACAAAGUUCUCACGCAGAUGGGAGCGCCUACCGACCGCAUCUCCUCUGUCUCAUGAAUCCAGCCCCCUGUCAGCCCCCUACCAGCCCUCUCCAAGCCCCCACAGACCACUCCAAUGCCCCUACACCCCAACAAAUCUCAAAUCUCUAUCUUUUAUCUAACUUUUUCUCCAUCAAGACACUCUGCCAAUUCUGCCAGCCCCUAUCAGCCCCCUUAUCAUCCCCUGCAGACCACUUUAACACCCACAAACCUUCUAUCUCUAUUGUUUAAUCUCUUACAUUAUUUUUUCCUUCAAUUCUACCAGCCCCCGGCCAGCCCCUAUCAAGCCCCUAUCACCUCUCCUAGGCCCCUCACACCCACAAACCUUAAAUUUCUAUCUUUUACUUACAUUAUUCUCUUUUGAGACACCCUUCUAACUCUACCAGCCCCCUGCCAGCCCCUAUCAGCCCCCUAUCACCUCUCCAAGCCCCAACACAUCCCCAUGAACCUCCUCUUGUUUAAUCCUGAGCUACAUCUUUCAGUUUCUCUCUCCCUCUCCCUCUCUCUCUCCCCCCAUUGUGCCAUUGUGGGUCUGAGUCAAGGCCAGCCCCAUGCAGUCCCUCAGUCAGUCCCCCAUGCCAGACCCUACCAAAGCCUUCAUUUUCUGAUUUUUAUACUUGGUGUAGCGUUUAGGGGUCUAGUGACGCUGGCUCAAUACAAGAGGAAGAGGAGGAGAAUGAAGAGGAAGAAGAGGAGGAGGAGAGAGAGGAAAAGAAAGUGGAGAGAAGCUUUUCCAAAUUCCCUUUCCUUAUUUUUGAUUGACUGCAGAUCUUCAUUCUGGACUGAGGAAGAGGAGGCAAGCUUUCCCACAGUCCCUCUCUUUAUUUUUGAGUGACUACUGUACAUCUUCACUCUUGACUGAGGAAAAAGAGGAAGAGGAAGAGGAGGCAAGCAAUUCCACAUUCCCUCUAUUUUUGAGUCAGUGCAGGUCUUCACUCUUGACUCACCCUCUGUGUUUGAGUCACCUUAAGUGUUUUGACCCUCGACUGUUUACUGAGAGGGAAAAGUCUGUUCAAGUUGCUCAUAAUCUCGUUCUGACUUGCUGAUAGAACCUUCUCUCUCUCUCUCUCUCUCUCUCUCUCUCUCUCUCUCUCUCUCUCUCUCUCUCUCUCUCUCUCUCUCUCUCAUUUUAUCAGUCGCUUGCCAUUUUAUGUGACAAUGUUGAGCUGAGUCAUUCCCCUUUACCUUGACUCCCUGGCUCACCCAACCCCCUAUGCCACCACCACCACCACCACCACCACCACCACCACCACUACUACCACUACUAGUAACACUCUCAUUCACUUACUAACACAAUAAAAAAAUUUCUUUUUAAUGUCGAUCUGCUUCUAUUUUUGUCUUUCUUUCAUAUCACCACCACCACCACCACCACCACUACUACAACUACAACUACCAUUACCACCACCACCACCACUACUACUACUCGUACUAUAACUACCAUUAAUGCCAUUGUUAAACACCCAUUAAACCUUUUCUUUCCUCCCUCAUCUGCCUACAUUUUUCUGUCUUUCACCACCACCACCACCACCACCACCACCACCAC
Molecule: messenger RNA, 3722 nt
Organism: Portunus trituberculatus (swimming crab)
Lineage: Eukaryota; Metazoa; Arthropoda; Malacostraca; Decapoda; Portunidae
Gene: Mad
Product: protein mothers against dpp-like
Exons: 9
Coding region: 705-2198 (497 amino acids)
Biological process (GO): SMAD protein signal transduction; regulation of transcription by RNA polymerase II; transforming growth factor beta receptor signaling pathway
Cellular component (GO): heteromeric SMAD protein complex
Molecular function (GO): I-SMAD binding; RNA polymerase II cis-regulatory region sequence-specific DNA binding; DNA-binding transcription factor activity, RNA polymerase II-specific
Source: RefSeq, a predicted model, not a curated record